Messenger RNA from Schistosoma spindalis, 432 nucleotides. The record is from the annotation of a GenBank genome assembly. Lineage: Eukaryota; Metazoa; Platyhelminthes; Trematoda; Strigeidida; Schistosomatidae.
AUGGCUGGUUAUAUUGCUAAACAACUUGUGGCAAAACCUUUAGAUGCAGUUAAAAACGUUGCUAAAGAUGCUGGAUCUUUAACAGCAACAACAAAUGACGAUCUUGAAGCAUCAAUAAUUGCAGCUGAAGAAAAACGUAGAGAAAGAUUUGAGGGUUUAGAAGAGCAAAGAGAAAAUAUGAGACAGACAAUCAGAGAUAAAUAUGGACUGAAAAAGAAAUCUGAUUUUCUGGAAGUAGGAACACCAGAUGGUUCAAGACGAUCAUCAACUCAUCGAUGCUCUGAUGUCAAUUUAAAUACACAUCGUAGAUCUGCUCAAGAGGAUUCAUUUAUGAAAUUUAUUCCAACUGCAAUACAAGAUGUUGCAUCAAGAGUAGUUGAAUUACCACAACAAUUAGCAAAUCAAGCAACUGAUAAAUGUUGUCUGAUGUAA